This is a messenger RNA of Saccharomyces kudriavzevii IFO 1802, 1743 nucleotides long. It is a transcript of the gene AEP2, whose product is annotated as Aep2p. The transcript has a single exon. Bases 1 to 1743 code for a protein of 580 amino acids. NCBI's taxonomy places the organism in Eukaryota, Fungi, Ascomycota, Saccharomycetes, Saccharomycetales, Saccharomycetaceae. The record is from RefSeq and is a predicted model, not a curated record.
AUGUGGAUGAAUAAACUGGUCAAAUAUCGAUUUUCCAACGUUUUUGGGCUUUACAAGAAAAGGCUUUGUGAUGAAUCAUUAGGAUCGGUAAAACAGUUUGACAUACUGCCGAAUAGUACGAUAUUUCAUUCUACCCGUUCUCGAAAAACAUAUGUAACUGCUAGAACGCUCGUACGUAAUAUUGUAAUUCAAAAGUUUUACUCAACUCACAAGCUAUAUCUAAAUAAUCAGUCGACCUAUGCCAAUGCUCAUAGAGCCUAUGACAAGUUCGAGAUAAAGGGUAUACCCAUAGAUGCGCACACAUUAAGACGGAUAAUUAACUCCAGUGGCACGAACGAACAAGAAUUCUCUAAAAGCGUUAAUUAUCUAUUCAUGAAAAUCGUUAACUCUGGAAACAGAGAAAUUUUACCGUUAGGAGACCUGUCUCUUCUUCUGAACAAACUAUAUUCCCAACGGUUUGAAAUUAGGCUGAUUUGUAAGGAAAUUAACGUCAAAUAUUCGGAAUUUUGGUUCAAACUCUUCUCUCUAUAUGCGGAAAAAGUUGACACAAGGAGGGACCAGGUCAAUUUACGAAAUACAGCAUUAGAUUCAUGUGAGAUUUUUGAUUUGAAUCUCCUGAUCAAAAACUUUAUAGAGCUUGGUCAAUUAAGUAAAGCUCAGAAAAUCCUGAGCUUUAUUCUCGAUAGAAAUCCCGAUAUACUGCUCUCCCCAAGAAAUGCAGAUAUUGGCACAAUAGUGCACUUUUUACAAUUACGUUGUGGUGCCUUGACAGCUUACUGGAAGAUUCCAGAUAAUAGCGGGAGAAAACAAAAUCAAUUACGGAGAAUGGUUCGAUUAGGCGCGAAAAAUACGUCAAUUCGUCUCUCAUCUACCUAUAAAGCCAUGGACCAUCAAACGUUAUUGAAAAUUGCCGAUCUUGUGUUGCAGGAUAAAAGGUUUUUGAAUUCUGAGGAUUUGUUAUCCACUUUAAUUCAAUCGUUCGGGCAUUUGGGACAGACUCAAAUAUUGGAAAGGUGUAUCGAACACAUAUGGCAAAUAUCGUCACAAGAAUUUCCUAGUCAUGUAGCAAUCAAGCCUCGCGGAUGUUAUCCUAGCUCCAAAAUUCUUAUUUCAAUUUUGGUGUCAUUCCAUUUAAAUGACAAAGAUCUUCAUAGAGGUCUGAGUAUCUUAGAUUCUUUCAUAAAACACUAUCCCGAAGUGAAAUUAGAUGCGUUAUUUUGGAGGAGAUUGUUGCAAUUGAGCCAUUUUGCCUGGACGCCGGUGAAUGACAAAAGGGCCGCUUCUAUUGUUAAAUGUUGGCACUUAAUGAAACAUUGGUACGAAUCCAAAGAACUAAGUCCUUCGGUUGAUUAUGAGACGUUGAGACAAUUAUAUGAAGUUAUGAAGAAAACGGGCAAUUUUUCGCUUGGUAUUGAUGUUUUGAAGAGUUUCAAAUCAGGAAUUGAAAAAAUGAGGACUGCAAACCCUGAAAAACUUGAAGCUAUCCUUAUCAAGUACCAAAAAUGUAUUAUUAAACAACUUGUAAAUAGAGGUAAAAUUUCAGCGGCGAGGAAGUUUAUUGGCGACUUUGGAUUUAAUAGAAGAGCAGCCAAAGAUUUGAACAUUUUUUGUUCGAACCGUAUAUUCUCGAGGAGUAAGAAAAUAAAAAACGAUAUUGAGAAUAAGAAGAAGAGAGAUGGAUUGGCGCCGGGAAACUAUGAUGAUGAUGAAGAUGAUGGUAUGAUUAUAGGUAGUUUGUGGUAA